AUGUCGUGGCGGCCGCAGGUCUUCAUUCACUCGCCGUUGAUGAGGAACUACUUCCUAGGCCAGGGGCAUUCGCAAAGCGCGUGCCUCAGGCAUGGCAAGUCGCCCGGGGUCCCCUGCCUAUCCUGCGAACUGGACGCGGUGUUCGCUGCCGCCUACUCGGGCGACCGGGCGCCCCUCAGCCCCACGGACUUCCUGUACUCGUGGUGGACAUUUGCCGACAGCCUGGCAGGCUACCGGCAGCAAGACGCGCAUGAGUUUUAUCUGUCCGCGCUGUCAGGUCUCGCGGGCGUGCAGCCCAACACGGGGGUCGGCAGCUGCCGCGGCCGCGGUCUUGUCCCGCUGGUUGACGCCGUGUUCGGUGGGGUGCUGCGGAGCGAUGUGACCUGCUCUGUGUGUGGUCACACGUCCACUGCGUACGACCCUUUCCUAGACAUAUCUUUGGACAUGGUGCAGGGCCACGGAGCAGGUUUCGGAGCCGCAAACCCGUCCGUGCCCCGCUGCGCGCAGGGAGCGGUUGGCCAUGCCACCCUGCAGGGCUGUCUGCGCCACUUCGUCACUCCGGAGCGGCUGUCCGCGGGGGAGGCCUGGGUCUGCAGCGCCUGUAAGCAGCAACAGCCCGCUGUAAAGCAGCUCUCCAUACGCCGCCUGCCGCCCGUACUGGCGCUACAUGUGAAGCGAGAAGAGGAGCUCUGGCCUCCCUUCCGUCCCUGUCCCGUGCAGACUAAGCUCCACUUCCCCCUCUCUCUGGACUUGGCGCCGUACACGACACCAGCUAUCCUGCGUGAAAGGUGCGGUUUCCAGCGUUUUCCUUGCGAACCUGCUCUUGGCGAUUUAGGAGGUCUUAAUGACACUGUUUCUUGCCGCUACCGGCUGUUUGCCGUUAUCAGCCACAAGGGCGACCUGUCGGGGGGCCAUUACGUGGUGUUCGUGAGGCCCGGCGGGGCCGCGGGGGGCAGCUGGUACCAGUGCGAUGACGCCUGGGUGACGGCCGUGAGUGUGGAGGACGUGACCGCCUGCCAGGCCUACAUGCUGUUUUACAGUGACGAGGCCUCCUAA
Messenger RNA from Volvox carteri f. nagariensis, 1056 nucleotides. RefSeq lists its product as uncharacterized. Gene Ontology annotation, biological process: protein deubiquitination. The record is from RefSeq and is a predicted model, not a curated record. NCBI's taxonomy places the organism in Eukaryota, Viridiplantae, Chlorophyta, Chlorophyceae, Chlamydomonadales, Volvocaceae. The transcript has 8 exons. The coding region runs from base 1 to 1056 and encodes 351 amino acids. Gene Ontology annotation, molecular function: cysteine-type deubiquitinase activity.